AUGUCUGCUCCUCCGCACCCACCGCCGCUUCAGACGUCGACUCAGGGCACCUUUUUCGCCAACAGCGGCACGUAUACGCCCUUGACACCCGACCAAGACCAUGUCGAAUCACCAUCCUUGACUUCGGGCAAUGCCCUUGCUCGCUUCGAGUUCGAGAGACCGGCUGGCGACAAGGCUGGCACAAAGAUCUUGAUGGUCGAAUGGGAGGAUGACGACCAGACCAAGCAAAUUCCCGGCCAAUGGUCUGUCGGCUGGGAGGCCAAGCGUGCCGCCGUGCUCAGCUCCAAUGCUGCCGACGGCAAGAGAGAAGGCUUGCAUCGACUGUACUUCUUGCUCUCUGUCGCCGAGCGUGUACCGGCCACCGUCACCCUCAUCCUACGGCCGGACAAUCAAGAGCGGGAAAACACAGUCUGGCGCACACAUCCUCUACCCGCCAUCUUCCCGCCUGAGCUGGGGGCUUCGGCUCGUCAAGCUGGCAAGAAGGGUGUGCUGCAUACUGUGUGGGCCAAGAAGCGUCUUCAAGUCCUCAAGCAAGAGAUAAACCACGAAGAACAAUACAGUCCUGAGGGUGUCGCUCUCUCUAUGGCUAUACAAGAGCGUGACUGGAUAGAGUCGAACUUUGGUGUUCGCACAAAGCCCACGGGCCUAAAGAUCGCUACCGCAAGCUCCUCUGGCUCCAUGGACCUUGGCUUGCCCAGUCCAGCCAGUCCUCAUAGUCCUGGUCGCGGUCCGCUGCUGGAAAGGCUCAAGGGCCUCAGUCUUGAUACCAAAGCCCCAACACACGACUCUAACCCUCUGAGUCCUGAAGGGUCAGACGUCGCCGUCAACUUCAACACCUUCGCUGCACUGCACGGCUUACCCGACCCCAGCACCCUUGCUGCAAAACCUCCUCAGCGCAUUGUACAUCAGAAUCAGCAAACGAACUCAACAGCACCACAAGCCCAACGGAGAAUCGCACCCCAAUUACCACCCGACUCCGUCCUUGCACAGCAACGACUACAAACUGGCAAUAGCAUGGCAUCAUUGAACGCUCUUGCCAUUAAUGAAGGUCCCGUCGAGUUCAAGACCACUUCUUCGACUGUUCUUCCUUCGGUAACAAGGAGUGACUCAGCUGCUGACGAGGAUGAUCUCUUUGCCUUGCCAUUGAGCCCUCGCAGCCCUGCUGAUCAACCGGCCGGAGGUUCUGCNUUUUCUUUCGCUGCUGACCACGUUGCCAAGUACACGCAAUGA
Aureobasidium vineae is the source of this 1230-nucleotide messenger RNA. NCBI's taxonomy places the organism in Eukaryota, Fungi, Ascomycota, Dothideomycetes, Dothideales, Saccotheciaceae. The record is from the annotation of a GenBank genome assembly.